CCGUCCUAAAUUCAUGCCGCUCAAGCCUCAACGCUCAACAGUUCCACAUCAUCACAAUCUUCCUCAUCCAUCUUCAGGCUAUGGGAUAAGCCUCCCCCUUCUCUCCCUCUCUCUCUCUCUCUCUCACACACACACACACACUCUCCAAUCCAAACCCCAAAAAACCCCCCAUGGCCACGGCCUCUGCAACUCUCUCUUCCCUCUCCUCUCUCUCCCUCCACACCACCACAACCACCCAUCGCCUCUCUCUCUCCAAACCCACAAAGGCCUUCUUCUCCAAACCCACAAAGCUCCCUCUUUUUCACACCUUCCCCUCACACCCCACCACGACCUUCAUAGCCAAGACCUCCGACAUCGACACCACCUUCGAAAACUUCGAUCCUAACGACGAAAAUGACGCCGUAUUCAACCCCCCAGAGGCCCCAGAAGGCUUUGUCGCCCCACCCUCCUUUGACGAUGGUCCCAUGGAGACCGAAGAAGAAAUCGCCGCCGCGUACGAAGAGCUCUACGGCGCUGCGUACAGCGGAGAGAGCUAUUUGGGCAAUGACAUAUACGUGAUGGACUCUAAGGUGAGGAAAACAACUGGGUUUGGUUCCAAAACGAAGAAGGAGAAAGUGAAAGAUGGGUUAGACGAGAGGGUGGUGCAGGUGAGGAGGGUGACCAAGGUGGUCAAGGGAGGGAAGCAAUUGCAUUUCAGGGCCAUUGUGGUGGUGGGUGACAAGCAGGGCCAAGUGGGUGUUGGGGUUGGGAAGGCCAAAGAGGUUGUUACAGCGGUUCAGAAGUCCGCCGUGAAUGCCAGGCGGAAUAUCGUGUCGGUGCCGAUGACCAAGUACCUUACAUUCCCGCAUAGGUCUGAGGGAGAUUAUGGAGCAGCAAAAGUGAUGCUUAGACCUGCUUCUCCUGGUACUGGAGUGAUUGCUGGAGGGGCUGUGAGAAUUGUUCUAGAAAUGGCAGGUGUUGAGAAUGCUUUGGGAAAGCAAAUUGGGAGUAAGAAUGCCCUCAACAAUGCCAGAGCCACAGUUGUUGCAGUGCAGAAAAUGAGGCAGUUCAGUGAUGUUGCUCGUGAGCGUGGUAUCCCAAUGGAAGAGCUGUGGAAGUGAUGGCAGUUUCAGAAGCUGUUAUUUUCUGUAGAUUUUAUACAGCAGACUUUGUAAUGCAGGCUUCUUAUGCUGGGAAGGAAGAAAAUUACUUCACCUUUGACCUGAAUUUUGUAACAAAAUUAUUAUUUCCAUUUUUUUAUUUUCUCCAUAUCCCAAAUUGGAUGCAACAAAACUGACUGUAGCCUUCUCCUGCCUACUUGGGUUUGAUUACGAGAGUACAAUCAGUUUGUUUACCA
Molecule: messenger RNA, 1336 nt
Organism: Alnus glutinosa
Lineage: Eukaryota; Viridiplantae; Streptophyta; Magnoliopsida; Fagales; Betulaceae
Product: small ribosomal subunit protein uS5c
Exons: 2
Coding region: 171-1100 (309 amino acids)
Biological process (GO): translation
Cellular component (GO): mitochondrial small ribosomal subunit; ribosome
Molecular function (GO): RNA binding; structural constituent of ribosome
Source: RefSeq, a predicted model, not a curated record